Molecule: messenger RNA, 4131 nt
Organism: Penicillium canescens
Lineage: Eukaryota; Fungi; Ascomycota; Eurotiomycetes; Eurotiales; Aspergillaceae
Gene: tcsC
Product: putative two-component osmosensing histidine kinase (Bos1)
Exons: 2
Coding region: 1-4131 (1376 amino acids)
Biological process (GO): phosphorylation; phosphorelay signal transduction system; cellular hyperosmotic response
Cellular component (GO): membrane
Molecular function (GO): phosphorelay sensor kinase activity
Source: RefSeq, a predicted model, not a curated record
AUGGCCGGCGUGGAUGAGACUCUCGUAGCCGCGACGGUCGUGCUUCAGAACCUGGCUCGAGACGAGCCUACCUCCGGCUCCUCCUCACCCCCUUUUGAUUUCCAGUUACCCUCCGCCAACGGUACCAAGUCGGCCAAACUCCCCGGAGAAUACAGUCCCGCGAAGGCAGCCUUCGAAGCCGAGCUUGAGGCCCUGGUGCGCCGCGUGCACCAUCUGGAAUUCCAAGCUGUCAGUCACCACAAAUUCCCCGACGAUCUUCAACAGCAGACGGAGCCUCAUGAAACCACUCCGUCUGCUGAAGAACCCAACGAGAAGAAUCCUGAUUUCUUAAGGACAUUUGGGCUCUCUCGCUUGUCGUCCGGUCAAGAUUCUGACUCUUUAUCUUGCCUUUUACAGCAGCAAAAAUCGACCCAACCCGACCACCAACCCAAGGCUUCCCCAGGCCCAGACGAACAGCGCCCACUGGGAGAAAUCGACGACGACGAAACCGACGAAGAAGAAGAUGCCGGCUCGGGCACCCGUGUCGUACGGGAGGAGGAUAUUAGCUACCUCCGCAACCACGUCCAAAAACAGGCCGAAGAGAUCAGCUCCCAGAAGGAUAUCAUCGCUCAGGUCCGUGACGAGUUGCAAAAGCAGGAAGAGCAUACUCGCCGUGCUCUUACCAAGGUUGAGAAUGAGGAUGUCGUGCUUCUGGAACGUGAACUGCGCAAGCAUCAACAGGCCAACGAGGCUUUCCAGAAAGCUCUACGUGAAAUCGGCGGCAUUAUCACUCAAGUCGCCAACGGUGACCUGUCUAUGAAGGUCCAAAUUCACCCUCUAGAGAUGGACCCUGAAAUCGCGACUUUCAAACGAACUAUCAAUACUAUGAUGGACCAACUGCAAGUCUUCGGUAGCGAAGUGUCUCGUGUGGCACGUGAAGUCGGUACUGAAGGAAUACUCGGUGGACAAGCUCAGAUCACUGGGGUCCAUGGUAUCUGGAAAGAACUUACGGAGAACGUCAACAUUAUGGCCAAGAAUCUGACAGAUCAAGUGCGAGAAAUCGCUGCUGUGACUACUGCUGUGGCGCACGGUGAUCUUUCUCAAAAGAUCGAGAGCCGCGCCCAAGGUGAAAUUCUUGAACUACAACAGACCAUCAACACUAUGGUGGACCAACUUCGGACAUUCGCAACGGAGGUAACUCGAGUCGCCCGUGAUGUCGGCACGGAAGGCGUUCUCGGUGGACAAGCCCAGAUCGAGGGUGUCCAGGGCAUGUGGAACGAACUCACUGUUAAUGUCAACGCCAUGGCCAACAAUCUUACCACGCAAGUGCGAGAUAUUGCCACUGUUACCAAGGCUGUCGCCAAGGGUGAUCUCACACAGAAGGUCCAGGCCAACUGUAAGGGAGAAAUUGCUGAACUCAAAAAUAUUAUCAACUCCAUGGUGGACCAACUUCGCCAAUUCGCACAAGAAGUCACCAAGAUCGCGAAGGAAGUCGGGACCGAUGGUGUCCUCGGAGGCCAAGCCACCGUGAAUGAUGUCGAAGGAACAUGGAAGGAUCUCACAGAAAAUGUCAACCGCAUGGCCAACAACCUGACCACUCAGGUGCGUGAGAUUGCGGAUGUUACCACCGCUGUCGCCAAGGGUGACUUGACCAAGAAGGUCACUGCCAAUGUCCAAGGAGAAAUUCUUGACCUCAAGAGCACCAUCAACGGCAUGGUGGACCGACUCAACACAUUCGCCUUCGAGGUCAGUAAAGUGGCUCGUGAGGUCGGCACAGACGGUACCCUUGGCGGCCAGGCCAAGGUGGAUAAUGUGGAAGGAAAGUGGAAGGAUCUGACCGACAAUGUGAACACCAUGGCGCAGAAUCUGACCUCUCAGGUCCGGAGUAUCUCCGACGUCACACAAGCCAUUGCCAAGGGUGAUCUUAGCAAGAAGAUCGAGGUGCAUGCUCAAGGAGAGAUCCUCACGCUCAAGGUCACCAUCAACCACAUGGUGGGUCGACUCGCCAAGUUCGCUACCGAGCUGAAGAAGGUCGCCCGAGAUGUCGGUGUCGACGGCAAGAUGGGUGGUCAGGCCAACGUGGAAGGUAUUGCGGGUACCUGGAAGGAGAUCACCGAGGACGUCAACACCAUGGCCGAAAAUCUGACAUCCCAAGUGCGUGCCUUUGGUGAAAUUACGGAUGCCGCUACAGACGGUGACUUCACCAAGCUCAUCACGGUCAACGCGUCAGGUGAAAUGGACGAGCUCAAGCGAAAGAUCAACAAGAUGGUGUCCAACCUGCGGGAUAGUAUCCAGCGUAACACUGCCGCCAGGGAGGCUGCCGAACUUGCCAAUCGCACCAAAUCAGAGUUCUUGGCCAACAUGUCUCACGAGAUCAGAACGCCAAUGAACGGUAUCAUCGGUAUGACGCAGCUGACAUUGGAUACGGAUGACCUCAAGCCGUACACCCGAGAAAUGCUGAACGUUGUGCACAACCUAGCAAACAGUUUGCUCACCAUCAUUGACGACAUUCUGGAUAUUUCCAAGAUUGAAGCCAACCGUAUGGUGAUUGAAAGCAUUCCAUUCACCGUUCGCGGUACUGUCUUCAACGCCCUCAAGACAUUGGCUGUGAAGGCGAAUGAGAAGUUCCUCAGCCUGACAUACCAGGUUGACAACACCGUUCCUGACUAUGUCAUUGGUGAUCCGUUCCGUCUGCGCCAAAUUAUUCUCAACUUGGUUGGCAACGCCAUCAAGUUCACCGAGCAUGGCGAAGUCAAACUCACCAUUCGGAAGUCUGAUCGGGAGCAAUGUACAACGAACGAGUACGCCUUUGAGUUCUCCGUUUCCGACACAGGUAUUGGAAUCGAAGAGGACAAACUUGAUCUCAUCUUCGACACUUUCCAACAAGCCGAUGGCUCAACUACCCGCAGGUUCGGUGGUACUGGUCUCGGCCUAUCCAUUUCCAAGCGUCUCGUGAACUUGAUGGGUGGUGACGUAUGGGUCACCUCUGAAUACGGCCAUGGAAGUACCUUCCACUUCACCUGCGUGGUGAAACUGGCGGACCAGUCCUUGAGCGUGAUCUCUAACCAGCUGCUGCCCUACAAGAACCACCGAGUGUUGUUCAUUGACAAGGGCCAGAACGGAGUUCAGGCUUCCAACAUCUUGAAGAUGCUGAAGAAGAUUGCACUAGAACCCCUGGUUGUGCGAAAUGAGGAGCAUGUCCCACCACCAGAAAUUCAAGAUCCUUCGGGCAAGGAAUCAGGCCAUGCUUACGAUGUCAUAAUUGUGGACUCCGUGGAUACCGCCAGGAUUCUGCGAACAUUCGACGAGUUCAAGUACAUCCCUAUCGUUCUAGUCUGCCCGUUGGUGUGCGUCAGCUUGAAGUCGGCGUUGGAUCUCGGUAUCAGCUCUUACAUGACCACCCCUUGUCAACCAAUCGACCUCGGAAAUGGUAUGCUGCCGGCAUUGGAAGGCCGCUCGACACCGAUUACCACUGACAACUCCCGUUCGUUCGACAUCCUCCUUGCUGAGGAUAACGAUGUGAACCAGCAACUCGCAAUGAAGAUUCUCCAGAAACACAACCACAAUGUGUUCGUUGUCGGCAACGGUCUGGAGGCUGUCGAGGCUGUCAAGAAGCGUCGUUAUGAUGUCAUCUUGAUGGAUGUUCAAAUGCCUGUCAUGGGUGGAUUCGAAGCCACCGGUAAGAUUCGUGAAUACGAACGCGAGAGUGGGCUCCAACGAACCCCCAUUAUCGCUCUUACUGCGCACGCCAUGUUGGGUGACCGAGAGAAGUGUAUUCAGGCCCAGAUGGACGAGUAUCUGUCCAAGCCGCUCAAGCAAAACCAGAUGAUGCAAACUAUCCUUAAGUGUGCUACCCUUGGUGGCUCGCUGCUGGAGAAGAGCAAGGAGUCGCGGAUUUCAAGUAGCGGGGAAAUGCAUCCCAACUAUUCAAUGUCCUCCGACAACCAAAACCAGCAGCAACAGCAGCAACCGCAGCAGCGGUCACAAAAGCAGCAGCAACAACCAUUGCCACAACCUCCUCGCCCCGCACCGGAAAGCCGGGCUGUAACCACCUCUGGUCCCAUCGCCCGGGGGAGUGUUGUCAGUCCCACGGAAGAGAAAGAAGAAGAUAUGAUAGACGAGCGGACAUUGUUGCGAUCAAACAGCAACUGA